Messenger RNA from Nerophis lumbriciformis (worm pipefish), 5153 nucleotides. It is a transcript of the gene cplx3b, whose product is annotated as complexin 3b. Gene Ontology annotation, biological process: synaptic vesicle exocytosis; regulation of neurotransmitter secretion; neurotransmitter transport. Gene Ontology annotation, molecular function: syntaxin binding. The record is from RefSeq and is a predicted model, not a curated record. NCBI's taxonomy places the organism in Eukaryota, Metazoa, Chordata, Actinopteri, Syngnathiformes, Syngnathidae. Gene Ontology annotation, cellular component: terminal bouton; SNARE complex.
CCGAGCUGCUGCCGAACGCAACCAAAUCCGGGACUACACUCCGAUUGCGCGCAUUCAGGAGGAUUUUUUUUUUAUAGGUGUGAGAAUCCAUCGAGUCUGCAAAACUUCUAGCCCAGCAAGGACCCCCGCCGGACCCCCAAAGAAGCGAUGGCGUUCAUGGUGAAGCACGUGGUGGGGGGCCAGCUGAAGAACCUGACGGGUGGGCUGACGGAGGAGAAGCCCGAGGCGGAGAAGACGGACGCGGCGGCGCAGGGGAUGACCCAGGAGGAGUUCGAACAGUACCAGCAGCAGCUGGAGGAGGAGAAGCAAGAACGAGAGGCCAGCGUCGCCCAGAAGAAAGCGGAGAGAGCCACAGUGAGGAGUCAUUUUCGGGAUAAGUACAGACUACCAAAGAACGAACUGGACGAGACACAGAUCCAGCAGGCGGGCGACGACGUGGUCCUGCCCACCGAGCUGGCCAAGAUGAUCGCCGAGGACGGCCAGGAGGAGGCGCACAAGCAGUCGGUGCUGGGACAGCUGUCCAACCUGCAGAACGUGGACAUGGACCAGCUGAAGGACAAGGCCCAGGCCACGCUGGAAGACCUGAAAAAGCAGACGGAGAACUGCAGCCUCAUGUGAUGUCGUGACGAUGAGUGACGGCAUCAGAAGGGGCGGAGCUUCUGGGAAGGAGGAAGUAGCACGUUUGGUUUGUUUACAGUAGGGAAGGGAUUCAUACCGCCCCAUUACUGGGUGGAUCAUUUUGCUGAAUCUGCUGAAAAUGACGGAAAGGGCCACGCUACAUAGCAACUGUGGUCAAAGUUGGAAUUGCCACAAAGCCCAUUUUAAGAUAUUCAACGCUCUACGGCCUAAGUGAAUAGUGCACACCCCAAAUUCGUCACUUUUCACGUGUCAGGUAAACGGCGACGAACGGGGCCAUAUGAAUCCCCUUCCUAAUGUAUUUCUUAACGUUUAAUUUGGCCAAGUUUCCACAAAACAGUUUUAUGUUUCCAACAAAACAACUGGUCCGUAGCAAUUUUGGGUGAUUGUUUUUUCACUACAGCGCCGAAAAAUACGGAAGAAAUAAUUUGACAAUGACGACAUUUUUUUGUUUUAUUUUACAACGGCAAAGGAGUCAUUUUGCGUUUCGUGUUUACAGACAAUGUUUUCAAUCGAGUUACACUCCGACACAAACAUUUUUUUUGUGCCAUGACACAAUCUAGUAAAAACGUUUUAUUUGUAUUUUUUAUUUUUAAACAAGUGGCAUUAAAACAGACGUACAGAAAACGUUGUAAUGCCCAUAGCAGGCCACUAGGAGGCGAUGACACACUUCACAUGUACGAACAAACUACUUUACCUCGCAGAUUUUAUCGAAAACUUUCGCCUUUGUCGACGUUCAGGGUUUGACGUACGUUAAGUAAAUGCCCGCUAGAGUACUUGAAACGGUACAAGAACAAGUUCCGACAUUUUUUUGGCACGCUAAUGAGUAUCCGUGGUUUAUCCGGCCGCACUGUACACGAUAACACUGACAGGGACGUCGUUACCAUGAAAACAAACCACAACGAGACUAUAUUAUAGUUAGAUCGAGAGAGAAAAAAAUGUAAACAUUUUCGGAAAAUGGCCGAAAUGAUAGCUAACUAACAUUAGCGGCUAGCUUGUUUGUGGCAGAGUAGCUAACAUGUGAAUUUAAUAAUAAUACAUUUGAAUUAUAGUGUAUUUUACAUUUCAAUGACAUCUCAAAGUGCUAAAGUAAAUCAUUUGGGUAGCAAAAAAAUAAUAAUAACAAAUAAAAGACAAUAAAGCCAGACUUUUUGCUGUUGUCCAUCAAGUAAGUCCCGCCUCUCUGAUAGGACAUCACCCACGUGAAAGUGGCCGCUUUUAAAAAAUGCAUACCUUUUUUUUUGUUGUCGUUUACUCAAACCUUUCUUUUUAAAUAAUAACGGGUCUCUUUUUAGACUUUACUGUGUGCAAUAAAUAUUCUGCAUAUUAAGAGCAUCUUGCAGCAUUACACCAUCUUUGCUGCAGCCAUCUACAAGCAGGAAGUGUGCUCUUUGUGUACAGUUUGUGUUCGUCCCCCAAACUGUGCACCCCAGGGAGGACAGCUGUCUUAAUGAAAUACUGUAAACGCUCUGAUUAUUAUUGUUUUAUAUUAUUAUUAUUAUUAAUAUUAUCACAUUACAAACACAAGGAGGGCGAAAAGUCAACCAAGGUUGUAACAGCGUCAAGGAACAAACUGCCCUCUCAGCAUUAAUAGCUCAUGCAGAGGAAGAUCAUGCAAAUAACGCCAUCUUGUGGAGUUCUUUAAUAAAGAAAAUACAUCAGGAGGUCGCCUACAGCCGCAGCCCUUCAUGCUUUUUGCUUUAGUAGACUGUUUUCAUUACCUAGAUCAGUGGUUCUCAAACUUUUUUCCACCUCAAAAAAACACUCUCCAAGUACCACCAUAAUGACCAGCAUUAGAAUCCAGUAGCGUGGUAGGCCUAAGUAUUCAUUAAAAAGAAUGCAGAGGUUUUAUUUAACCUCUAAAGGCCUUAGUGGCCACAUGCGUGGACAGCACCUUUUAGCUCUUAUUUCCAAAAUUGUGUACACUACUGAAUUGGGAUCUUAUGCCGACAUAUGGACACUUAUACUGCCAUCUGGUGGUGUCAGAAGAGUACAACAUACAAUUAAAUUUGGAAGAAAAAAAAGUGUAAAAAUCAAAAUUUGCAUGUACACGUUUGUGUACUUAUGGACUAAGUACAUCAUAUUAAAAGAUUAUUUUUAAUUUGUAUUCUAAUUAGGGUCCAAUAAGCCCAAAUAGCAAAGAGAAAUUUAAAAAAAGCAUGUAAACAAACAGCUUGGGCCUUAAGAGGUUAAGAAGUAUAUAUAUUGUUUUUCGGCCACUGUGACGUCACACACGGUUUGAAAAGUAACACUGUGUUUGGAAAAUAAAACACUGUACUUUCAUCAAGUGAUUCUUUGACGUACCACUAGAUCAGGGGUCGGCAACCCAAAAUGUUGAAAGAGCCAUAUUGAACCAAAAAUAACAAAUAAAAAAUGUAAUUAAAAGCCUUAUAUAUGUCUGAUAAUGCAGGCAACACAUGAUGUAAGUGUCUAUAUUAGCUAUUAACUAUCAACUAUCAAAAUUAGAGGUAUCGGCCAAUAAAUGCUUUAAAAUGUAAUAUCGGAAAAUAUCGGUAUCGUUUUUUUUUAUUAUCGGUAUCAGGGUUUUGUUGUGUUUUUUUUAUUUUUAUUAAAUCAACAUAAAAAAGAUACACUUACAAUUAAUGCACCAACCCCAAAAAAACUCCCUCCCCUAUUUACACUCAUUCACACAAAAGGGUUAUUUCUAUCUGUUAUUAAUAUUGUGGUUCCUACAUUAUAUAUCAAUAUAUAUCAAUACAGUCUGCAAGGGAUACAGUCCGUAAGCACACAUGAUUGUGCGUGCUGCUGCUCCACUAAUAGUACUAACCUUUAACAGUUAAUUUUACUCAUUUUCAUUAAUUACUAGUUUCUAUGUAACUGUUUUUAUAUUGUUUUACUUUUUUUUAAUUCAAGAAAAUGUUUUUAGUUUAUUUAUCUUAUUUUAUUUUAUUAAUUUUUUUAAAAAGGACCUUAUCUUCACCAUACCUGGUUGUCCAAAUUAGGCAUAAUAAUGUGUUCAUUCCACGACUGUAUAUAUCGGUAUCGGUUGAUAUCGGUAUCGGUUGACAUCGGUAUCGGUAAUUAAAGAGUGGGACAAUAUCGGAAUAUCAGAUAUCGGCAAAAAGCCAUUAUCGGACAUCCCUAAUCAAAAUGACUAUGUUUCGCAGGCUGCCACAUAUCUUUGUUGAUAGAAAUGUUUAAAUGUAAUAUUUAUUCUACACAUUUUUUGUAACAUUGGAAAACGUUAGUAAAACACAUACGGCUAGCCUAAGUAGCGUGUUAGCAUCGAUUAGCUUGCAGUCAUCACUGACCAAACGUGCCUGAUUAGCACUCCACACAAGUCAAUAACAUCAACAAAGCUCACCUUUGUGCAUUCACGCACAGCAUGAAACGUUUGUUGGACAAAAUGAGACAAAAAAAAAGGAGUGGCAUAAAACACUUCUUUCUGUGGCACCUAAGUGUAAACAAACUAUGGCGCGUUCAAGGACUGCCGAAAUUAGUAGGACAAAACGGCGCUCGCCGAAUCCUCUCAUCAGUGAAGCAUAUUUAAUGUAAACAGUGGGAUUUCUGACAGUUAGGAAGGUGUGUGUCAUGUUUGCUCUCUUUCAGAAAGAAUAUUAAAACAAAAAUUAUAUUUUUUUCCAUCAUCUUUUCCAUUUUCAUAAUUUAAAAAAAAAAAAAAAGGCUCCAGAAAGCCACUAGGGCGGCGCUAAAGAGUUUGAGAACCACUGGACUCCAUGCAUUAACCGGAGCGUUUAUGGUAUGUAAAUAUAAAAAUAAAAAGCUGCUGUAAGGCUUUAGAGGUCAAAGGUUUUGUUGUAAAAAAAAAGCGUGUCCGAUAUCCGUGUGGCGUUAUUUAUGUCAUUAAUGUCCGGGGGAGGGCGCGUCACCUUUAACCCCUCACGCCCGCAACCGCCGUGUCCUAGUGGUGCCGUUCUCGUAUCGAUGGAUUGCUGUCGUUCAGCCCGUGUUGACGUGACGUCUCGGUGAACCGCUCCUUCGUGGUUUUUGUUGUGCGUGCGGCGGUGGCGCCGAGGCCUGCCCAUUUUAGUUUCGCCGUGUAAAUUAGUGCGUGUUUUCAAUGCGAAACGUGUCGUUAUCCGUCGGAGCGGACGAAAGCGUCGGGGCGUUUGUGACGUGUCUCGAUGCUUUUGUCUGUCACAUGAAAAAAAAAAAAAAAGGUGAGCUUCUUGUCGUGUGAUAGAAGAGCAGUAGAAGAAAAAGUAGCAAUAAGUCGGGUUUUUUCUAACAUGGCUACUACUGUAAUACUACUCUUACAUAAUCAUAGUAAUACAUGGGGAAGUGAAGCCAUAAGCUGUACAUGUGUGUGUAUGUGUGUGUGUGUGCGUGCUUACUAACAAUAACGGUUACCAUGACUACCAGAUGUAACAAUUAUUGUCGUCAUCCUGUGCAGGUGGUUUAUUCAGGACGUGGCUGCCAGUUGUGGGGGUCAUAAAAAUCCUAUAAAUGUGUGUCAUUUCUGUCUUAAUAUGUGAGUGUUUUUUGUGGGUGAGAAGGAGUUUAAACUGCAAUAAAAAAAAAUAUUUUUAAGAUAA